Penicilliopsis zonata CBS 506.65 is the source of this 713-nucleotide messenger RNA. RefSeq lists its product as hypothetical. Gene Ontology annotation, molecular function: ferrous iron binding; cysteine dioxygenase activity. The transcript is spliced from 3 exons. The record is from RefSeq and is a predicted model, not a curated record. Lineage: Eukaryota; Fungi; Ascomycota; Eurotiomycetes; Eurotiales; Aspergillaceae. Gene Ontology annotation, biological process: L-cysteine catabolic process. Bases 47 to 661 code for a protein of 204 amino acids.
CAAGAAUACUACUACCAAGAAUACUACUACUACCACUACCACCGCAAUGACUUCUGUCCUACUACCCACUUCUACCCUUUCUACCCUUCCUACCCUUCCUACCCUUCCUACCUCGCCUACUACCACAUAUUCCUUCCACCAACUGGUGCAGGACAUCAAAGCCCAUCUCGGCAACGAUGGCAUCGAAGAAGACCCCGCCCACCUGAUCUCCCUGAUGAACAGAUACAGCUCCGAUGCCACAGAAUGGAUGCGGUACUUCCACAACGAUCUGUCGAGGGGGUAUACGCGCAACUCGAUCGCGAAUAUCAACGGAAGAGCAAACCUAUUACUUCUCGUCUGGAACCCUUCGAAAGGGUCGCCCGUGCACGACCACGCCAACGCACAUUGUAUCAUGAAGAUCCUUUCUGGUCAACUUACGGAAACGGUCUUCCAGGCUCCUGAGGCGGGAGAGAGCAAGGGCCCGCUGCAGAUCAAACAGGAGUCGGUGAGGCGGGUGAAUGAGACGGCGUAUAUCUCGGAUGAUAUCGGGUUACAUCGGAUGUGGAAUAAUGGACAGGAGGUUGCUGUUUCAUUGCAUUUGUAUACCCCCCCCAACGCAGCGGAUUAUGGAUUCCAUAUCUUCGACGAAGAAACAGGCCAAGCAAGCCAUAUCAAACCAUAAACCAUAGGCCGCAGCCUUACAUUGCCGCAUGGAGGAUCUCCAUCAACCCCGC